AUGCAAUCCAGUCCAAACCCCACCCUCUCCUCUGCAAUUCACUGCAAUUCGCUGCAAUUCGCCCCGUCGUCACCAUCGCCAGCACGCUCGUCUCCCUCACCACCAUCACCUCUCCAUCCCCAUCCGCCCUCUUUCCCCCAUCUUCUCCGCUUCUCCGCUUCGUCUGCUGUCUCUCGCCUCGGCAUCCCGUUAAUCGCUGCUCCGCCUCGCCUCGUCUUUGCUUUCUCGGCUUUCUGCGCCUUCGCUGCUCCGUAUCUCGCCUGCACCUUUCCGAUCCCACGCCAGUCCCGCCCUCUGUCGGCUUUGCCGCACGCUCUCAACACCGCUGCCGACACCGCUGCCAUCCGCCGCCAUCCGUCGCCCAACAUGUCGGCAGUCUACUCGAUCUACACCUCGCCCAACCAUGCGCCCAUCCCCAACCACCUCCCCACGCUCAUCGUCACGCCGUACGGCCAGCCGCACCACACGCUCUACUCGUACAUCCACACCAACUACAACAAGGAGACGUAUCUCCUCACCCCCUCGCCGCAGGGCGACCUCUGCGUCGCCAAGAUGGUGCCGCCCCCCGGCUCGCGCGGUCCCGGCGGCGGCUCCUCCGACGGCGGCCACUCCAACGGCCAUUCGGACAAGACGGUGCGCUGCGAGGCAUCGCGCAACCUCAAAUGGUCCAUCACCAACACCGGCAUCCACGCGCCCGUAUACAAACUCACGCUCCCCAAUCCAGACGCGCCCGGUCACGAGCAGCCGCUCUUCCAGAUCUCCAAACCCAACCCGAACGCAACCUGGUGGACCAUGUUCUAUUUCACCUACGCCGGCCAUCUCAUCCCACCAAAGCGCAUCGAGUUUGGCAAGAUCCAGAAGAAUGCCGCGGCAGGAAGCGGCGGUGGCGGUGGAACGCGCGUGACCAUCGCAGGAAAGACGCCCGAGGAGAAGGCGGUGUGGCAGACGCUCGGCGAGGGCAACGAGGACAUGGUUGAGUGGAUUGUGCUGUGCGCAGCGCUCAACGUGCUCGACGACGAGAUCAUCAAGGCGGCACAGUCCACAGAACCCAAGCGCGCCCCGGCGCCCUCGGCGUCCACAGCCGUGCCUUCCAGUCGUCCCGCCGCCGCAGGAGGUGCGAUGCGCGGCCCGAACCCGCAGCAAAAGAUGCCCAUGCCCGUGCCGCAGCCGCAGGGAGGCGUCAAUGCCGGUUACCGCGGCCCGAGUCAGGCGGCGGGUAUGAGGCCAGCACAGGGUGCAGGUCCGCAGCCCAAUCCGCAGAUGUACCAGCAACAGCGCGGGCCACCACCGCCGCAGCAGUAUCGCGCCCAAGGCCCGCCCCAGCCGCAUCCACAGCAGGGCUAUGCACCGCCGCCGCAACAGCAUGCCCCGCGGGGACCUGUCCCCGCCAGCGGUCGCCGGUUCUAG
Molecule: messenger RNA, 1407 nt
Organism: Moesziomyces antarcticus
Lineage: Eukaryota; Fungi; Basidiomycota; Ustilaginomycetes; Ustilaginales; Ustilaginaceae
Exons: 1
Coding region: 1-1407 (468 amino acids)
Source: RefSeq, a predicted model, not a curated record